AAGGAAGUCAGAGGGUCAGAGAGGCUCUCGGUCAGAGAAUUAGCAAAGUCAUUGACUUUUUAUUUGUGUUAUUUUAAUCCACUGUGGUUUAAUAUGCAUAAAAAUAUAUUUUAGGAUUAAUUCGGGACAUGGGCAGUGGUCUAUAAACUGAACUUUUACUUAAAGUGACAGAUUUUGUUUUACCACCUGUAUUAGUGGUUUGCCGGAAUGUGGGUGGGUUUUUAAUGCUAGCUCCUUCUCCAGACAUGGCGCCUGUUGAGAUGUGUUUAGUUUCAGCUCCGGGGAAAGUCAUCCUGCACGGAGAGCAUGCUGUAGUGCACGGGAAGGCUGCGUUGGCUGUGAGCUUGAACCUGCGCACGUAUCUGCGACUGCAGCUCACGUCUGCAGCUGAAGUGUCCAUCAGUCUGCCCAACAUCGAUACGUUCCUGAGCUGGGACAUCAGUGCGCUGGAACAGUUACUGUCUCACUGUAAAGUUGAGUGUAGGAACUCCACAGAGCUGGACACUGAGCUCGUGAGGAAGCUGAGGGAAUUUACAGCCAUCGCUGAUGGAGCCACAGACACCAGCAGCCUGGCGGUGCUGACCUUCCUCUACAUCUACCUGUGUGUGUUCGCCCACUCAGAAGUCCUGCCCAGUCUGAAGGUGUGUGUGUGGUCUCAGCUACCUACAGGAGCAGGUUUGGGGUCCAGUGCUGCGUACAGUGUGUGUGUCUCUGCUGCUCUGCUCACUGCCAGUGGAACCAUCAGCUUUCCUCUCUCCAAGAACCAGCACACAGCCAGGUGGAGUGAACAGGAGCUGGAGCUGAUCAAUAACUGGGCUUUUCAGGGUGAAAAAAUCAUACAUGGCAACCCAUCAGGAGUCGACAAUGCUGUGGGAACCUGGGGGGGCUUUCUGCGGUACCAUGCUGGGAAAAUGACUCCCCUGAGCAGAGUGCCCAUGCUGAGGAUCCUCCUCACCAACACUAAAGUACCGCGCAGCACCAAACUCCUUGUUUCCCGAGUGAAGGACAGGAUUAAGCAGUACCCGUCUGUGAUGAUGCCUGUGUUGGAGUCAGUGGAUGCCGUGUCCCAAAUCUGUGAGAGCACCCUUGUUGAGAUGGCUAUAGAGGGAGCUUCAGACAAACACUACAGCACCCUGGAGGAUUUAAUCGACAUCAAUCAGCACCACCUGAACGUGAUGGGCGUCGGUCACACGUCUCUGAACAAACUGUGCCAGGUCACACUCGCUCACAGCCUUCACAGCAAACUGACCGGAGCAGGGGGAGGGGGCUGCGCCGUCACACUCCUCACACCAAAGAUAGACGAGCUCGUGGUGCAAGAAGUGAUGGAGGAGCUGAAGCAGAUUGGGUUUGACUGCUGGGAGACGAGUAUCGGAGCACCGGGUGUCUGGAUGCACUCGCCCACCUCGCUGAAACACGACAUCCUCGAAAUCCUCACCAAAUACUGAAGAUCUACUACACACACACCCCCACACACUAUAGAGCUCGUGUGGGGUUUAGGACCCUGACCUUGGCCCAGAAAUACAACCACGCGCCUAUUUUAUUAAUUGCAGUCUUAUUUUUUCUGAUAUAAAAAUUUUUUUGUGUGUGUGAGUAAUUAUGAAAUCAUCUUGUGGGCCAAAUCAAACGGUCUCGGGGGCCGUAUACAGCCCAGAGGCCGGACGUUCCCUACCCCUGCUAUAGAGGAGCAUUCCAGCUUUACCAGCAGUAUUAUAUACUGUAUACGAGUUGUGAUUACAGCAUUGAUGAAGGACAGAGUGGACACGUUUCGCCAUGCGAUAAGAUACAGGAACGACAUCAACCUCCAAAUUUAGCUUGUUAGCUGUGUUUUUGGGGAUAAAUGUCAUAGCUAACGUGAUAGCUACUACAGUGUGGGAUCUCUGAUUUAACAAGACAUUUCAAAUUAAAUCUGAUCUUCAGAUUAUUAUUAUUAUUAUUAUUAUUAUUAUUAUGUAUCCCUUGGGAACAUUAACAGCCAAGAACAGUUAGCAAGUUAGCCUGAAAGACAGCAAGAAAGGUGCUUUUUGGUUUUUCUUCUUCAAAUUAGCAGUAAGAUUAAGAUGAUGUGAGUGCUAUGCAAACAAUAUUAUGCACAAUAAAUGUAAAUUUGAAAUGAUUAAAUGUUAAAAGUAAAUAAUGUAUUAAAAACCUAUUUGAUUAAAAUAA
Messenger RNA from Neoarius graeffei (lesser salmon catfish), 2163 nucleotides. RefSeq names its product mevalonate kinase (gene mvk). Gene Ontology annotation, cellular component: cytoplasm. The record is from RefSeq and is a predicted model, not a curated record. Bases 225 to 1445 code for a protein of 406 amino acids. NCBI's taxonomy places the organism in Eukaryota, Metazoa, Chordata, Actinopteri, Siluriformes, Ariidae. Gene Ontology annotation, biological process: isoprenoid biosynthetic process; cholesterol biosynthetic process. The transcript is spliced from 10 exons. Gene Ontology annotation, molecular function: ATP binding; mevalonate kinase activity.